UAUGAUUAUGAAAACUAUUUAUGCUCCCUAUUACUGUCCGAGCCAGCUCGAACUGCAUCAUUUGUUAUUAGAGCUUUCAAUGUGGAAGUAUCACAGGUGAGAGAUUUAGUUUCAACAUCAGCAAUUGGUGAAAUGAGAAUGCAAUUUUGGAAAGAUACGAUCGAUAAGACGUUUUCAGGUCAUCCUCCUGAACAACCUGUUGCUAUAGAGUUGUCAAAGAUUCUAAAACAGAAGAAAUUAUCCAAGGCUUGGUUUCUUCGUUUAAUCAAUAGUCGAGAAACUCUUUUAAAUGAUAAGCCAUUUUUCUCUAUAAAGGACUUAGAAAACUACUGUGAUAAUUCUGCUGUGCCUGUGUAUUUAUUGAUUUUGCAGGCAUUUGGUGUCACAGAUAUUCACUGUGAUCAUGUAGCUUCUCACAUUGGUAAAUGCCAAGGUAUUUGUAAUGUUCUUCGAGGAAUACCAUUCAAUGCAUCUAGACGACGGCUUUACUUACCUUUGGAGUUAGCUAGCAAACAUAAAAUAUCGCAAGAUUCUCUAUUUCGAGGUGAAAGAGGACAAAAGUUGAAUGAUGCAGUUUACGAUUUAUCAUCAGUAGCAUACCAGCAUUUAAAUUUGGCCAGGAAGCUAAAUAAAGAUGUAUCAAAGCAUGUGAAGUCAAUGUUUCUACCUUCAGUUUCCUGUGAACUCUACUUGAAAAAUCUGCAAAAAUCAAAUUUUGACGUAUUUCAUUUAAGCAAUCAAACUAGAAAUAGUUGGCUGCCAUUUCAGUUAUGGAAACACAAAUUUCUUAACAAAUUUUAGUACGGCUUAAUUUAUUUUUCAUCAUUUUUUCUUUGUAAGUAGCAAUUUUGUAACGUUACAUA
Molecule: messenger RNA, 863 nt
Organism: Parasteatoda tepidariorum (common house spider)
Lineage: Eukaryota; Metazoa; Arthropoda; Arachnida; Araneae; Theridiidae
Gene: sicily
Product: NADH dehydrogenase (ubiquinone) complex I, assembly factor 6 homolog sicily
Biological process (GO): biosynthetic process
Source: RefSeq, a predicted model, not a curated record